This is a messenger RNA of Neltuma alba, 1134 nucleotides long. RefSeq names its product WAT1-related protein At4g30420-like. The record is from RefSeq and is a predicted model, not a curated record. Gene Ontology annotation, cellular component: membrane. The transcript has 7 exons. NCBI's taxonomy places the organism in Eukaryota, Viridiplantae, Streptophyta, Magnoliopsida, Fabales, Fabaceae. Bases 1 to 1134 code for a protein of 377 amino acids. Gene Ontology annotation, molecular function: transmembrane transporter activity.
AUGGGACGAUUAGAGCCUAUAGUGGCUAUGCUGGUUCUUCAGUUCACUUAUGCAGGCCUUUCUCUCAGUACCAGAGUCGCUUUAAUACAAGGCUUAAGCCCUCGAGUUUUUGUGCUCUAUCGACAAGCUAUAGCUACUACCGUUCUUGCCCCCAUUGCCUAUUUCUCAAGAAGAAAAUCCGGCUCCUGUUCGUUGAGUUUAAGGAGUUUCACCUUGUUGUUCUUGUCCUCGCUUAUAGGUGUUACGAUCAACCAGAAUGUUUAUUUCGAAGGUUUACAUUUGGCUUCUUCAUCAAUUGCAAGUGCUAUGGCAAAUCUUAUUCCAGCCGUCACAUUCAUAAUUGCUGUUUUUGCGGGAAUGGAGAGAGUGAAUAUUCGGAGCCCGAGAAGCGUAGCAAAGAUAGCAGGGACCUUGAUGUGCGUAAGCGGAGCCGUGUCCAUGGCAUUGCUAAGAGGUCCAAAGCUAUUAAACUCAACUCUGCUGCCAAGACCAGUAAUGGAGUCCGGAGGUGAUCAGAGCUGGUUGCUGGGUUGUCUCUUUCUGUUUGGAAGCUGUUGUUUAUGGUCUAUUUGGCUGAUUUUGCAGGUUCCGGUGUCGGCGAGCCACCCAGAUCACAUAUCUUCGUCCGCUUGGAUGUGUUUUAUGGCAACACUGCAAUCAGCAGCACUUACUCUGGUCUUGGAACGAGACCCUCAAACAUGGAAGAUCCAUUCAGUUCUUGAACUGGCCUGCUGUGUAUACUCAGGAGUCAUAGGAUCUGCAGUGUCGUUCUUUAUUCAAGCAUGGUGCAUUUCACGGAGAGGUCCUCUCUUUUCUGCAAUGUUCAAUCCUCUGUGCACAGUGAUUGUGACUGUAUUCGCUGCGUUAUUUCUUCACGAAGAGAUCUACGCUGGAAGCUUGAUAGGAGCAGCGGGAGUGAUAAUGGGGUUGUAUGUUGUGCUGUGGGGUAAGGCUGAAGAAGUUGGUGAGACGGCAGAAGAUCCAACAUUGAAAACUGACAUUGAUGAAACAUUACAUGAUGAUACGAUGAAUAUAGUGAAAGAUGAAUCGUUUGAUGAGAAAGCAUGUUGCUGUAAAAUUGAUUUGAAGGAACCCCUCCUCUCUGCUAAAAAUAAUCUUCAACCGCAUUCUUAA